Olea europaea var. sylvestris is the source of this 1071-nucleotide messenger RNA. Its product is annotated as BAG family molecular chaperone regulator 4-like. Gene Ontology annotation, cellular component: cytoplasm. The transcript has 4 exons. The record is from RefSeq and is a predicted model, not a curated record. Lineage: Eukaryota; Viridiplantae; Streptophyta; Magnoliopsida; Lamiales; Oleaceae. Gene Ontology annotation, molecular function: protein-folding chaperone binding; adenyl-nucleotide exchange factor activity. Gene Ontology annotation, biological process: protein stabilization. Bases 119 to 889 code for a protein of 256 amino acids.
UAUCCAUCAAGAAUUAAAUCCACCCACCAUCUGUUAUCGAAAAGGACUCUCUACUCAAAAACACUAAUCCAAACCUCUAAUUUUUGUUUCACUCUGCAAAGCCCUUGCAGAUUCUGCGAUGAAGGGCUCAAAUUCAAGCCCAGAAAAUGGAAAAAACAGCAAUAAUGAUGUUCACAAGAGAGAAGAGGAUGAUACUUCUGAUCACGGGCCUAGUUCCAUAACCAUUAAGGUUUCACAUGGGCAAAACCUGUACGACGUCGUUGUACCCGCUAACUCCACUUUUGCAGGUGAUCUGAAAUUAAUGGUUACCCAAAGUAUUGGUUUGGAUCCUGAGACACACAAGCUCGUGUUCAGAGGAAAAGAAAAAGAAGAUAAUGAACAUCUUCAGUUGGCAGGUGUGAAGGACAUGUCAAAAAUGUUACUCAUGGAGGAUACAACAUGCAAAGAGGAAAGACCUGUGGAAGUUGCACAAACAAGUGUGGUUUCGAGAGGAGGUGCUGCUGUUGCUGAAAUAAGAAAAGACAUUGAUGAGCUUUCUGAACAGGUUUCUGCAUUGCAAGCUGUUGUGGAUGGCGGAACCAAGAUUGAUGACAAGGAUAUUGUUUAUGUGACGGAGAUGCUUAUGAGACAAUUGCUUAAAUUGGAUGGCAUUGAAGCUGAAGGAGAAGGGAAAGUGCAGAGAAAGAUGGAGGUGCGCCGUAUCCAGAGUUUUGUGGAGACGAUGGACAUCCUCAAGUCGAAAAACUCCAAUCCCUUUAGCAACACUGGCAAUUCUGCUUCAGUUUCGACUGAGUGGGAGACAUUUGAAUCUGGUUCUAGUAGUGUAAAUGCCCUGCCAACUGGACCAUCUUCUACUAAGCUAACUCAUGAUUGGGAACAAUUUGACUAGUCCAUUUCUGGAUUGUACUAUCAUAAUACCAAAUGAAUUCAAAAUACUUGCUUUGUGUUGUUGCUAAAUUGACAUCUUUGAUAUUUAAAACCUUUUCUUUUGGCUAUAGACUUGGUAAAUAUUUUAUGUACAGACAAGUGGUUUUAUUACCUAUCAAUCUCUGUUGGUGCUUAUUUAUAUUA